Phymastichus coffea is the source of this 2553-nucleotide messenger RNA. RefSeq lists its product as uncharacterized. The record is from RefSeq and is a predicted model, not a curated record. The transcript has 3 exons. Lineage: Eukaryota; Metazoa; Arthropoda; Insecta; Hymenoptera; Eulophidae. Bases 90 to 824 code for a protein of 244 amino acids.
GCUGAGCUCGCAGUUUGUUGGUUGCCGGUAUAUCGAAACGACUAAAGUGCCACGUUUAUUUUAUUAAUUAUUUGCUAGUUGAGAGCAGCAUGUCGUGGUCCACCGUUGUGACAAUCGUCACAGUUUUCGUCGCUAGUGUUACGUGUCUGCCCAUGGACAUUGAAGCACCUGCUACAGAUCUGCUGCCUCCGAAAAUUGGCAACGAACCAACAAUUGCAACUGAUUUGCUGCCACCUGUAGAUGAAUAUGGACCAUUAUCCAUAACCGAACUGAUGACUUCAGAAAUAGACAGUGGACCAACACUAGCUACUGAUUUGGUGCCACCCCCGUUACCCGAAGACAUAAAUGAAAAAAAAGUACCAGCUAUGUUAUUUAUAAUCAAUCUUAUUGCAGUGAAGAAUAAAACUGCCGAGGACUCGAAUGACGUGUUGCAGAAUGAUUUUAUCGAUGAAGUCCCUGAUGAGGUUGCAGUACCUUUGGCAUUAUUCCUAUUGGUUGUUGACGAUGAAGAUGAAAAUUCACCUGUAAGUCUGGACGAAGUUGCAAAAGAUCUUGAAGAAGAAGGUUUCACUGUAGAGAAAGUUGUCAACAACGGUGAGACGAGACUUGUCAAAGUAGAUAUUGAUUCGGUUGAGACGACAGUAAGAAUUCCUAACAAAAAUAACAAUUUUAAUAACUUUCUCGAAGAAGAAAACAAAAAUCAUAUUUCACUUAAAAAAUCUGAUAAAAUUAUGAGUGUUCGUAGAAAGAGAAAUAUUCACCUGUACAGUAAACUGGAUGAGCUUAAGAAAAGGAUUCGCAGUGCCAAUCAUGCUAUACAUUAGUAUGAAAAUUACCAUUUAUUGAUACAUAAUAAUUAUAAAUGACUAAUGUAUAAGUUAAAAUAAAUAAAAAUAUUUUACGUAUGGGCAAUUUUCACAAACUUCGGAUUUUAUUAUAAAUAAAACAUGUCUAAAUUUUUAAUAUACAUUCCUUUGGCUGUUAGAAUAUAUAAAAUCCAACGUAGUGCAACAUUUGAAAGCAACACACUAAACGUUAUUAACUUUUUUUAAUGAUUUCCAACUUAUUUUCGGAGAAUAAGUUAUGAAACCAUGUUAUCAAUAAUAAAUAAAUAAAAAAAACAAAUAAAAUCAAAUUACAAAAAAAUAUUUAUUGUACGUGAAGGUUAUAGACGAAAUCCACUAAACUGUGUACUUUGUAGACACCGCAAAUCGAAAAUUUUCUUUUUAAUCUAGCACUUCCGAACAAACUUUUUCUUAUUCUGUAUGUUACACAAUGAUAAAAAGUGUCGGGGAAAAUUUGAAAAAUUAGCUGCGACUUUAUUUUCCAUUUAACAAUAAUUGAAUAAUAAAACCAUAAUUCUAAUAAAUUAAGUCCAAUCAUCAAUUUUGAAAGUAAAGAAAUAUUUUGUUAAAUAAAAUUUUGUUAAAUAUUUAACAAAAUAAUAUUUUGUAAAAUAAAAUAUAUUGAAAAUAAAGAAGUAUUUGUUAAAUAAAAAAUUUGUCUCGACUGUACAUCGAUUUCAUCGUAUGUGCGUUCGGCAAGUUAUUAAUGCAAGACUUUAUCGAUUUAUUCGUUCAAAAUGUAUUUUAACUGAAAUUGCACGUGUAAUAAAUAUAAACAUAUUUUUUUGAAUUUUCAUUUUCUUUUUUCACUCUGUAAAUUUUUAAAUAGUGAUGUAAAAAAUGGGGGAGUGAUUUUUAGCUUAAUAGUGUUGUAAAAAUGGAGCACAAAUGUAUUUAGUCAAAAUUUUUAAAGACAAAUGAUGUGCUAAUAAAAAAAUAUGCGUUUUUGCUAAUGUGCACGUUUUUCCAGCUUAAGUAUACAUUCCAUGUUUACUCCCUAAUUAUGGGAGCACAUAAUUUCGCCAUGUGGGUUGGGUUAUUCUUGGCUAUUUCGCACUUUCAUGUGUACAACAAUUGUGCGAAAUUAAAAAUUAAUCCGUAACCUAAGGGUUAUAAGUCAAUCGAAAUAGCCAAGAAUAACCCAUGUAUAGAUUUGUUGCUUUUGGAACAUUAUCUAUGUGGUUUUAUAAUGAUUUUGUUUACUCACCAAUAGCAAUGCCGCAUAAUAGUAAUAGACAUUAAAAAUGCAAAAAAGUAGUCAUGCCACUUUCGUGCCUUAUAAUUUUUUCCCUGUUAAGAGCACAUAUUUCUAAACAUAUUCUAACCAAAUUCUGCAGAAAAAAUAAGAAAGUUACGCAUCGUUUUCUGCAAAAUUUUCUAUUUAAUUUAUGUUUCAUAUAUAUUUUUGUCUUCAAAAUGUAUACUAUAUUAUUUUUUUUGUGUUUAUGUGUUGCAAACAAUGUGUUAAUCUAGUUCUUGGAUAAUAAACAAGCAAGAAUAUCGUAUUAGCACAAAAAAUAUAGCGACACACAAAAAUCUGAACUAAUUGACGAUUGCCCAUGUACAAGUUUACAUAAGUAUUCUUUUUCAAAAGUUCGUUAAAAUGCAUUAUGAGUUCUAUAUUAUAGUAUCUUUAAAUAUCCAUAUAUAUUUUGUAAAUUUUUUACGAUCAGAUACGAUAUGUUGCAAUUUAAUUUAUAUUAAGUUG